AUGGCAUAUCAUCAGCAGGGCCAGCAGCCCGCACUGAGCGCAACCUUCGUGCCCGGUGGAUAUGAUGACUUCUACAUGCCCGGCCCAAGCCCUGAGGUCAUCUCUCCCGCUCCUCAGAGGCACAUGCCCGAGGUUCCCGACCAGAUACAGGAGAACCUCGCCCACCUGGAGCUCGAGGCUGCCGGCUCGAGAAAGAGCUCGUACACGACCCAGGGACAGCAGCACAGUCCGCAGCCGUACAGCCACCAGCAACCGUCGCCGUCUUUCCCGCCGCAGAAUGCCCAGAACGGCGCUCAAAGCUCCCCCAGAAGCUAUGCGCAGAUGAGUGGCGCCGGCAGCGAGAUCCCCAGCUUCUCGCCCUUUCCCAAGAUCAACCCGCGCCCGCCCAACGUGCCCCCGAGCGACGACGAGAAGGAGGAGAUCUUGGAGAGCGCAAGGCUUCCGGUGCUGAACUCGAACGACCCCGAGAUGCAGCUUGCGUGGGCGCAGGACGCGCUCGCCUUCGUGGCGGCAGCCCAGACACACGAGGAGCGACUGGCAGAAUACAGAACUGCGCGACCGGCCACGCCGCAGAUUGAGCACCAGCUGCGCGUCGACGCCAUGAACAUCGUGUGCUUUUUGGCGGACCAGCAUCACCCCAAGGCCGAGUUCAUGAAGGGCAUGUGGCUCGAGUUCGGCAACUUCGGCUGGCGGCAGGACAAGCGCGAGGCGUUCAGAUGUUACGCGCGAGCAUCGGAGAAGGGCUUCUUCAGGGCCGACUACAGGAUGGGCAUGCAGUUCGAGCAGAACAACGACCCGGUCAAGGCUUUGAUCCACUAUCAAAAAGGCGCCGAACACGGCGAUUCGGCGAGCAACUACAGACUGGGCAUGAUGACGCUCAUGGGCCAGAUGGGCCAGCCGCAGGACUUCGCAAAGGGCGUGCAGAUGCUGAAGAUUGCGGCUGAACAUGCGGACGAGAACGCGCCCCAAGGCGCGUAUGUGCUGGGCAUGCUGCAGGCGAGAGAGCUGCCGCAGGUCACGGUUCCCGAAGUGCUGCUCCCCUACAACUUGGCGGAAGCCAGGAUGAACAUUGAAAAGGCGGCGUACUUGGGCUUCGCCAAGGCACAGCUCAAGAUGGGCAGUGCGUACGAGCUGUGUUCCCUGGGCUGCGAGUUCAACCCGGCCCUUUCUCUGCAUUACAACGCGCUCGCCGCACGGCAAGGCGAGCCGGAAGCAGAGAUGGCCAUCAGCAAGUGGUUUUUGUGCGGUCACGAGGGCGUCUUUGCGAAGAACGAGCAGCUGGCAUACGAGUACGCCGAACGUGCCGCCCAGAGUAAUCUUGCCACCGCACAGUUCGCCUUGGGCUACUUCAACGAGAUUGGUGUACACGUCCCGGUCAACCUUGACAAGGCCAAGUACUGGUAUGAUCUCGCGUCCAAGAACGGCAACAAGGAUGCGGCCGAGCGUAUUGCUAGCUUGAACAACUCGCAACAGCUGUCCAAGAAGGAUCACGAGAAUAUCGCGAUCAACAAGAUCAAGUCACAGCACGGUUCCAUGCGUGGCAAGCGGCCUGAGAGGCUCAAGGCGCAAGCCUCGAAUCUGCCUUCUACGGAGGAAGAGGUGCAGUCUCCCGGUGGUUCAGCAAUUCCCCCACGUGUUUCGUCGAUUGCUCCGUAUCCGACAGAUGACGGGCCCCCUACCGUUUCCGCAGCGGCGAACAGGCCGUCAAGUGUUGCCCCGUACCCAAUUGACAAUGGGCCACCUAAGAUCCCCGCCCCGGCCGGUUUCGCCGGAGGUUUUGCGCCAGAACUGCGAUCGCAUUCCGCCGCACCGGCGCAGAUGCGUACCUCGUCGGGUACGGCAUUCAACAUCAACCCCAACAUCUAUCACGAUCAAGGCCCGCCAAACAACCAUCAGAACCGUCCGUACCCCGGCCAGGGUGGCUACGGGCAAGGCAGGCCCCCACAACGGCCAGCGACGACCCUUGCUGCCGGAGAUGCGGGCUAUGGCAACGGCCGCAGCUCAGGAGGUCCACCAAGUGGCAACUAUGGCAACGCUGAUCACGUCUCACCCAAGAUACGCCCGCAACAAGGACCACCAUCCCCUCAAACCCUCGACGUCGGCUACAGCGCACCUGGGAGAACUUCUGGUACCCCGAGUCCGAGAUUGCCUCCCCAACCGCAAGACAUCGGCUACGUCGCUCCCCUUCAACCAAAGAAGCAGACACUGCUUGACCAGACUAGUCCAGCAGGACAAGGAUACCGACCUCCAAGGACAGACAGCCGCCCACAACAAGGUGGUUACCAGGGCCUGCCCGCGAACCCGUCCCCGAAUUCAGGACGCCCGCCCCAAACGCAGGGCCAGAAAGUUGGUACGCCGGUACAGUCGCGGCCGCCGCAGCAACAACCCGGGCCCCAGCCUCAACCCGGGCCCCAGCCUGGGCGACCUGUGCCUGGAAAGGUGCCCAUGCAGCAACAACCAACAGCCAAGCCGAGUACGGUGCCAAACAAGACACCUGGCGGCGUAAAUCCGCCCGGUAGCAAACCACCCGGGACUGGAAAAGGCCCCAAGACGUUUGAUGAGAUGGGCGUGGCUGCAGGAAAAGAGCAGAGUGAUUGUAUUAUAAUGUGA
Molecule: messenger RNA, 2610 nt
Organism: Verruconis gallopava
Lineage: Eukaryota; Fungi; Ascomycota; Dothideomycetes; Venturiales; Sympoventuriaceae
Exons: 3
Coding region: 1-2610 (869 amino acids)
Molecular function (GO): protein binding
Source: RefSeq, a predicted model, not a curated record